AUGAGUGAUUUUCAUUCUAUGAAGGAGGAGAUUGACAGAAUCAAAAAAGAUAUCUCCAAUGCUGUUUCUAAUCUCCCACAAUACUCUGCACAAGAACGCCCAAGCAAAAUGCAAAAGAUUGAAGCAAGAUUCGGUGAAUUCGAUGCUGCAAUCAACGAACUCGAUUUACAAGCACUUAUGUUUGAUGUAAACGAUAAAAAUGCUGCGAAAAAGUAUUUAGUUGAAGUUAGAAACGAAUAUAAGAAAUUACAAAAUGAAUAUACAGAUGCAAAAAGGAAAGGAAGUGAGCGUGAUGCCUUAUUUGGUGGUGCUGUUCGCUCUGAUGGCUCUUCUACAGGUCAAAUGCAAUCAUUAUACGAUCAGCAAAAUAUUAUCAACGAAGGCGAUAAUUUAACAACCGAACUUGGCAGAUCUGUCGCACAAGGUCAUGAUGCUGGUGUCAAUAUCCUCGGUGAACUCGCAAAUCAAAGAAAUAAGAUUACUCAUAUCGAUGAUGAACUUAAUUCUCUUGAUACAGACGUCGAUACAGGCAAUAGCAUCAUCGAUAGAAUGAUUUGCAGAAAUACUCGCCGUACAAUUUUCAUGAUUAUUUUGAUUAUUAUUCUUCUUAUUGCUUCCGGUGUUUUCCUCUAUUUCAUCUUCAAGCCAGCUAAGUAA
Molecule: messenger RNA, 657 nt
Organism: Trichomonas vaginalis G3
Lineage: Eukaryota; Parabasalia; Trichomonadida; Trichomonadidae
Product: vesicle transport V-SNARE 13 family
Exons: 1
Coding region: 1-657 (218 amino acids)
Biological process (GO): vesicle fusion; vesicle-mediated transport; intracellular protein transport
Cellular component (GO): ER to Golgi transport vesicle membrane; Golgi apparatus; endoplasmic reticulum membrane
Molecular function (GO): SNARE binding; SNAP receptor activity
Source: RefSeq, a predicted model, not a curated record